Podospora anserina S mat+ is the source of this 1779-nucleotide messenger RNA. RefSeq lists its product as uncharacterized. The record is from RefSeq and is a predicted model, not a curated record. The transcript is spliced from 2 exons. Bases 1 to 1779 code for a protein of 592 amino acids. Lineage: Eukaryota; Fungi; Ascomycota; Sordariomycetes; Sordariales; Podosporaceae.
AUGAAUCUGACGCUAUUCCAGGUAUUCCUCCUCCUGAGAAAUAUGGGCAUACCUCAUCUCAAAAGGAACCUGGAGCCCUAUGCAGAGCGGGGUGCCAUUGCGCCGUGCAAUGUUGUUGUCGACGGCCCUGCCCUGGCCUAUCAUGUCCUCAGUCUGGCGUCGAGGACAACCAUAAAGACCUCGCCCUUUGAACAGCCCUCAUAUGAGUUGUUGGGGCGAACAGCGAUACAAUGGCUCGAGAAAAUGGAGGAUGCGCACAUCUACUUUGACGGCUAUCUACCCACCUCAAAGCGACCUGAACGUAUGCAAAGACUUAUCAGGUCGACCAAGGAACUCUUCAAGUACCAUUCGACCACGGUGACAGGAGUAUCAAGAGAACGUUCUCGUCGCAAGGGUGAGAAGAAGGUCGAUUUGUUUCCUGCUUUUAUCGGGGGAGAAACAAGAUCUAAACCACCUCCACCUGCCUUUCUUGUACCUGCCGUCUUGGAUGCGUUGCGUGGCUCAAAGUAUGGCCCAAUAACGGAGGUGAUGGGUGGAGAGGCAGAUGGGUACUGUGCUGUUCACGUUCGAAAGUCGGGAGGGUUGGUCUUGACUUCAGAUUCAGAUCUCUUGGUCCAUGAUCUUGGUGAGAAUGGAGGUGUGAUAUUCUUUACAGACAUCGACCUCGACUCAGAAAACAGCAAGCUUGUCGCUCCUCAGUUUCGACAUGCAGAAAUCUGCCGCAAACUGUCCAUCAAGCCCGACGUGGGCUUCUCCUACAUGGCAUUCGAGAUCUCGGCAGACCCCCACCUCACACUUGACCAGGCCGCUGAAAGAUCAAGGAGAGGAGAAGCUGUGAUGUACAGCCGGGAAGAGUACGAUUCGUUCAUCAAGACGUACCUGUUGCCCGAGACGGCACCAAAAACAGUCGCUACUUGUGGAUUACAGCUCGACCCAAGAAUAUCUGAGCUGGUUCUCCGUUAUUUGCAGAUAACUACAACAGCCUCAAAGGAGAAGGAUGCAUCCCUCGAGAUGUUUCUACCGUUUCUUCUCGACUGCCCAUCUCGAACAAGUGCCUGGGAGGUGAGCAAACCUAUCAGGAAGCUGGCCUAUUCUCUUCUACAGUCGGGCCAGAAAACCUCUCUCAAGACAGUUUCCGAGAUGAGGAGGCUUCAAACACUGUCUUCGGGAUCACAGGUCGAUAUUCUACCAUCAUCCAAGGUGGAAGAAGAAUGGAGUCAUCUCCUCAGCAACAUCGGCAAGAUAAAGGCACACAUCACCGACCCCGAGCUACUUUGGGUAGUACUGUCUAUCUACCUAGACAUUGACAGGACAGUAGAACGAGCCAAGGGCUACCCCUUAAGUCUCGAAAUCCUGACCCAGGAAGCGAGAGGCAAGCUGAACGAGUACUCCUGGGAUGUUCUCCAAGUCUUCGCACAGGUACAAGCAACGUUUUACUCUCUCCGAAUGCUUGAGCAGAUUCUCAACCUCCAAGAGAGGAGAGGAAACGCAGUGGAUGUUAUUACCGCCCUGUCAGAUCUCCCAUCUCUCGACAAGUUCCUAUCACUUGCAGAUUUUACGGAGACGCUUCAACGUCUGAGAGAGGCCGGCGGACUCGAGUGCCUUAUUGACCUCUGCUCAGACAUGGAGGAUAUGAUCCCACAUAUUGAAGCCAUCGGGAAACCACCAAAGAGCAAAAAGGACAGGAAAAGAAAGGCGCAGUCAGGGGCUGUGGAGGGCCACCAAGUUAGAGCACGGCCGAGCAACCCGUUUGAGUUGCUGAACAGUCGAGAUGACUGA